Molecule: messenger RNA, 408 nt
Organism: Ilex paraguariensis (yerba mate)
Lineage: Eukaryota; Viridiplantae; Streptophyta; Magnoliopsida; Aquifoliales; Aquifoliaceae
Source: the annotation of a GenBank genome assembly
AUGAUUACGACAUCAUCAUUUGCCGUGGCCAGAAUAUACCUUUGUUUUGGAGAAUGCCAUUGCGGACAUCGAGAAAGCAAUUGUGGAGGCCCUGGAAAAACAAUAUUCAGAUGUCUUGUUGCCGUAAAGGAAAAUUUGACACCCCGGAAAUUUGGCCUCAAAUAUGUACAGAAGCUUGCCAACGAUCUGUAUGCCCCUUAUGUGGUGCCUGAUGAGCUUGGUGUGCUGUUGAAUUCAAUGAAGAGGAUGCUUGAUGUCCUGCGGCCAAAGAUAGAAUCCCAAUUGAAAGCAUGGGGUCCAAAUUCAGAAAUUAUCUGCAAGCAGUUUGUUGAAAAGCUUGCAGAAAAUACAAGACUACAGAGUAGUACAAAGCUGAAGAAAAUUUUACAGGAUUCAAAGAUGGUGUAG